AUGUGUGAAAGGUUUAACUACUUUGGACUUAGAACUAUUCUAGUGUUAUAUCUGUCAACGAUAUUAAAUUAUACAGACGAUGCGGCCACCAUGAUCUAUCAUGGCUUUAUAUUUUUAUCUUAUCUCAUGCCAUUGUUCGGUGCCAUAUUGGCCGACUCUUAUUGGGGAAAAUUUAAAACUAUAAUACGACUGUCAAUAGUUUAUGUCCUGGGAAACAUCAUCCUCACUGGAUCUUCGAUAGCCAACAGUUUCACUCUCGUUAAUCAAAGAUUCAUGGCCAUCGCUGGUCUAAUAUGUAUUGCGAUAGGAACAGGUGGCACAAAACCGUGCAUUUGUACAUUUGGUGGCGAUCAAUUCCAAUUGCCGGAGCAACAAGAUCAACUUUCCCGAUUUUUCAGCAGAUUCAUAAUAGCCAUUUUCACUGGAUCGUUGAUAUCUACGUUUUUAACACCCGAGCUACGGAAAAGCGUACAGUGCUUUGGCAGGGACACGUGUUUUCCGCUGGCGUUCGCCUUACUAUCACUGCUAAUGAUAACUGCCAUAGUUGUUUUUAUUGUCGGAAGAAAUCUGUACGUGAAAAGGAAACCGGAGAAUCAUGUGAUCUUCAAAACUUUUGGUUGCAUAUUUUACGGUGUUCGUAAAAAUAUCUUUUCGUCAACUUCCAACGAGGCUCAUUGGCUGGAUAUCGCCGGCAACAAAUACUCGAAAACAGAGGUGUCCGACACGAAGGCGGCGAUGGAAGUGCUAUACACGUACAUUGCUUAUCCUGUGUUUUGGGCUCUCUAUGACCAACAAGGCUCGCGGUGGACGUUGCAAGCUACGUUGAUGGACGGAAAGUUGGACGGCAUCAGUUGGGAGAUCAAACCCGACCAGAUGCAAACCAUUCACCCACUUCUCGCGCUCUUGUUGGUCCUUUCGUUCGACCGCGUCCUCUACCCCUUUCUGGCAAAGUUCGGCAUACGGCAACCUCUGCAAAAGCUCAUUUUCAGCACUUCAAUGGCGGUGCUAGCCUUUCUACUAACUGCCCUUCUCCAGUAUAAAAUAUUCGGCGACAGCACUGUGAUACCGACUGCCGAAGGACAGUUUGUUGUAUAUAACGGCUUCGAUUGUAACGCUCGUGUGUUAAGUUCGUCACUGCAGUUGACGGGCAACAACGAUAUCGAUCCGCUGGGCUCGGCCAAAUUCAAGUACACUCCGAAUUCCGACGAAGGCGUAGUGAACAUAAAGCUGAAAUUGAACCAAUCAUGCGAUGCGUACGUUAACUACGACAAUGUGGACACAAACGUGACCAUAUCCAGAGGAGAGUCAAUCUCAUAUUUUCUAACGUCCAGUAGUGCAAAUAAAGAAGUAAAAUUAAGACAUAUCGGUCAUUACGACGAUUUCAUGAAGCCUAAAAAUGGUCAUCCGAGUUUAAGAAUCAUAAUUGGCGAUGAUAUCGAAAAGGACGGAUCUCUUGCUCUCGUGAACGCCGAGAAAAAUCACUUGUCGUACAAUAUAUCUUCGUUUGCAAACGAAAAAUUCAUACAGGUGGCUUUUGGAAACUAUAACUUAGUAAACGGUGAAGGACGGAUAUCCUCGAAUAUAAAUCUCAUGCCAGCGACGAUAUAUACACUCGUCAUACGACGCAACGACGGCGACAGCCACGGCCUGGAAUCGAAAUUGUACGCUACGGACGAAGGCAACUACUUGCACAUUUUAUGGCAGACACCACAGUACGUGUGUAUGAUUAUCGCGGACGUAAUUUUUCUCGCCUCGUCAAUUGAAUUUGGGUUUACCGAAGCGCCGCCCAGAUUAAAAUCGUUCAUAUCGGCCUGUCACUUGAUGUCUCAGUCGGCCGGAAAUCUAUUGGUCAUCAUUGUUUCGGCUUUGUCCUUUCGUAAACAAGUACAUGAAUAUCUAUUUUUCUCCGGACUCAUGCUUGCAGACACGUUGUUAUUGGCUUAUUUGAGUCAUAAUUACAAGUACAAAGCUUUCAGACAAGGGUUAAACGACAAUAACGACGAUAACGUCGUGUCAAAUCAAAGUGAAAUUCAACUCGAUGGGAAGUGUUCAUGA
Molecule: messenger RNA, 2055 nt
Organism: Macrosiphum euphorbiae (potato aphid)
Lineage: Eukaryota; Metazoa; Arthropoda; Insecta; Hemiptera; Aphididae
Source: the annotation of a GenBank genome assembly